Messenger RNA from Acanthoscelides obtectus, 1996 nucleotides. NCBI's taxonomy places the organism in Eukaryota, Metazoa, Arthropoda, Insecta, Coleoptera, Chrysomelidae. The record is from the annotation of a GenBank genome assembly.
CACGCCGUAAAUUCAAUUCAAAACGGAUGCAGGUUCAUGUUGGGUGUUCAUAUAAUAUUUUGCCCAGUCAGUUGUUUGACUGGAUUUGUUCCACCUUGGACGAAACUUGCUCUCAUUCGAAAGUAGCACAUUUCUACCGACUUUUUGCCGAACGUGGCAACGGUGUUCAACGGCAAGUGGUGGAUGCGUACACAGAAUUUACAAACAUCUGGUGUUUGUUGUUGUGCACAGUGAAUUUGUUGCGAGUAUUCAAAAUUGUUUUCAGGUUGUUUUAGCGGCAAUUAUAGCAUUGUUAUCAUUGAUAGACAAUUUUCAAAGACAAUGGGACGUCGGAAGUGCAUUCUUUGUGGAGUUAGUAAUGAAAAAACUGAGGCAACCUUCGACAGGUUUCCUAAUAAAUGAUUUACCACUUCAUGCCUUUAUUUGCGCAAAUCAUUUUCACAAAAGUGAUUUAAUAGACGGCAAAAGAACUCAACUAAAGCAUUCAGCAGUUCCAUCAGUAGAGCCUUUGAGGCAAACAGAUGAUUCCAGUGAUGAGGAGAAUGAAAUCAAUCUUGCCCAGGAAAUUGCCCUAAGCCAUUCAAAUAGCGAACAACUGGAAAGCAGGGAUCUACCUAGGUAUGAAAUUAAAUAAUCUCCAAAGUAUCUAGAAGUUUGACUAUUGAAGUGUUUACAGAGAACAAAUAAAGUCACCAGAAGUAGCAACAGAAAUGGUAUGUGAAUACAGUUUUCCUGAACAUGAUCGAACAACAGAUAGUAUCACCCUAUCAGCUUUGCUGUCAGGCACCCAGUCAUUAUCUGAAUCCGCUACAUUAAGUGCUUCACAAUCACGUACUGGAAGUAUCCCAGUGACACCACAGUCCCGUACCCAUGCCUCAGAAUUAGAUAUGAUGAUUUUAAACACAUUCAUAGAAGCAAAAGCUGACAAUGAGGAAGAUAACCUCAAAGAAAAUGAUAGUGAUGGUGAACCUCCACGGAAAAGGUAUUAAACUUUUAUUUUGAUUCUUCAAGUAUAGUCUGGUGGUAAUUAAACCUGAAGUAAAGAUUUGAUAAAAGGUGACGUUUAUGUAGAUUUGGCGUUUGCUUUAUAGUAGCAUUUAAGCUUUGAAUGUUUCAGAAUGAAAACAAAACCUAUUCGAUACUUCGGCGAUAUACGUUAUACUGAUUUGGAAAACCCACUUAAAAGGCCAAUUUGCUGGAAAGUCAUUCCAAACACGUAUAAGAAACAAAGAAAGACAAUUGACUGUUUACGAGCCAAAACAAGAAGACAAGCAAACAAAAUUUGGUCUCUUCAAGCAUUGACAAACCAUUUGAAGCGAAUAAAUAUGAUAUCGGAGAAUGCUCAACACAUGCUUGAUGGCUCCAUUGCAGAAGACAUUUUCAACAAAAUUCAAAGAGGCCGAAAAAAAGAAAAAUAUAGUGCAGAACUGCGUCGCUAAAUGGCUAAAAUGGCUAUCAGAGUCUACAGAGUACGCUAAAUCCCCAAGUAUACCGUUAUGUAUAAAACGAUUUAUAAUCCAACUUAAGCUCCACAAUAAAUGUAGUCUCAAAAUCUUCCUAAACAAUAUUUCAUACAGGGUUAACAGACUAUUGUACAAUAUGCAAUACUCGAAAGACUGAAUCUUUAGGCCAUCUCCUCUUGGAAUGUCCAUUAUACAAUCCAUUGAGAGAGCAUAUUCUGUCAGAUCGUUUGAACCAAAUCUGUGUCUUUGCUUGCCUAAAUAAAACGAAUGAGUUGAAUUUAUGAUACAAACUUUUUAAAUACUUUAGGGAACUAUUUAAGCUAAGAUCUUUCUUAAGGAAUUAAUAGUUUUUUUGUGCCUUCAAUAUUAAGACAGAAUAUUUAAAUUGAUGCGUCAAUUAUUUAUUCUUUUUCUGUUUGUUUAUAUAUUUUUUUAUAUACAACUUUUGAUCAUGGUUACUAUCAUUUUCUUACUAUUUUUUUUGUAUUCAUACUCUGGACAGGAAAUUGUCUACUCAAUUCUUAUUAUUUACA